AUGGAGCCAGCGGGGCGCAGGCUCUGCCGCCACAGCCGCAGGGGGGACGAGUCGCUGCAGGGCGAGCUGGAGGCGCUGGUCCACGACGUGGUGAAGGCCAGCUCGUGGUGGGAGCGCCACGGCGUGGACUGCGCCAUCCUCGCGCUCAGCCUCCUGGCGGUGCCGGCCGGGCUCUUCUGCCUGCGCUUUGAGAACGUCUUAGUCUUUGCCCUGGGCAUCACUAUUCUGGGUGUGAGCCACUACACACUCACUGUCAAGGGCAGCCACCUGGCCACACAUGGGGCCCUCACCGAGUCCAAGCGCUGGAGCAAGAUCUGGGAGCUUUUCUUCUUGGAGGUCUGCACAGGCUUCACCGCAGAGUAUGCCAACUACGGCCACGUCAAGAUGCGUCACGGCUACACCAACGUGAUCGGCAUGGGUGACUCUAGCACCUGGAGGCUGCCCUGCCUCAACCGCUACGUCUACAUGUUCCUCGCCCCUUUCUUAAUCCCCAUCAUUACCCCGCUGGUGGCCCUCAAGCGGCUGAGGGACGUGGAGGUCUGGACAGCUCUGCGGACGCUGGGCCUGAUCUCCCUGGGCCUUUAUUCUCACUACUGGCUGCUCCUGAAUGUGUCAGGUUUUAAGAGCCCCAGGUCGGCCCUGGCCUGCAUGUUUGCCACCAGGUCCCUGCUGGCCCACCCUUACCUCCAUGUCAAUAUCUUCCAGCAUAUCGGAUUGCCCAUGUUCUCCCUGGACAAGAAGCCCCUACGGGUUCACAUGUUGAGCCUCGGCGUGCUGAACCUGCCCCGGUCGCCUGUGCUGGACUGGGCAUUUGGCCACUCAAUUGUCAGCUGCCACGUGGAACAUCACUUCUUCCCCAGACUCUCCGACAACAUGUGCCUGAAGGUGAAACCUGUGGUAUCCCACUUCCUCCAAGAGAAGCAGCUGCCGUACAACGAGGACUCGUACUUGGCUCGCUUCCGGCUGUUUCUGAGUUGCUACGAGGAGUUGAUGGUGCACACCCCUCCUAUCACUGAGCUUGUGGGGCUGCAAUGA
Loxodonta africana (African savanna elephant) is the source of this 1035-nucleotide messenger RNA. It is a transcript of the gene FADS6, whose product is annotated as fatty acid desaturase 6. Gene Ontology annotation, biological process: lipid metabolic process. The transcript has 6 exons. Bases 1 to 1035 code for a protein of 344 amino acids. Gene Ontology annotation, molecular function: oxidoreductase activity, acting on paired donors, with oxidation of a pair of donors resulting in the reduction of molecular oxygen to two molecules of water. The record is from RefSeq and is a predicted model, not a curated record. Lineage: Eukaryota; Metazoa; Chordata; Mammalia; Proboscidea; Elephantidae. Gene Ontology annotation, cellular component: membrane.